Ostrea edulis (European flat oyster) is the source of this 610-nucleotide messenger RNA. RefSeq lists its product as uncharacterized. The coding region runs from base 62 to 448 and encodes 128 amino acids. NCBI's taxonomy places the organism in Eukaryota, Metazoa, Mollusca, Bivalvia, Ostreida, Ostreidae. The transcript is spliced from 6 exons. The record is from RefSeq and is a predicted model, not a curated record.
UAUAUAAAGACGUGGUAUUUUCUCUCAAAAUCAUUGAAACUCACAGGGACGGAUAUUCAAUAUGGUUCCUAUGAGGGUGUUACUGCUGUUCGCAAUACCACUAAUUGGUAUUUUUCUGCAAAAAUCAUCCAGCAAGAGCAUUGACGAAAGUAAUCAUCAUCUCGAAAGUUCCUCAGACCUUGAUGGGAAGCAUGAGCUGAUUCGAACCAGGCGAGAAAUAGAUAGUGCUAUUGCAGAUAUGACAAACUCUGAACGUGCAGUGGCCGAUUCAGAGCUAUCAAAUGAGGAUGAAACACAUGACAUACGAAAACGUUGGGGUCGACGUAGGAGAAAAGGAGGCCGCAGGAGGUCACGACGUAGAAGGAGAGUCAGUGUCGGCCGUGUUAUGGAGGGAGUAGGAGAAGGUUUAGGUAUCAUGCAGUCUGUCAAGAAUCUGUUUGGGGGUUGAGGCACUGGUGGGAAUGAUGACGACAAUGCGUGAGGAUGAAUAUUAGGACGAAGAUGUCUAUAACACAUGUACAACAAAUUAAAAACAAUAUUGAUUUCUUUUAUUGUUGCCACAAACUUUGAGAAAAAAUUCUGGUAAUGAAUAAAACAUUUAUUAAUGGCA